Molecule: messenger RNA, 1103 nt
Organism: Chionomys nivalis (European snow vole)
Lineage: Eukaryota; Metazoa; Chordata; Mammalia; Rodentia; Cricetidae
Product: zinc finger MYND domain-containing protein 19-like
Exons: 1
Coding region: 177-860 (227 amino acids)
Source: RefSeq, a predicted model, not a curated record
GGCGGGCGCGAGGCGGCGGCGGUGGCCCGAACCCAGCCCAGCCUCGUCCGCCCUCGGCCCGCCCGGCCUGACCCCGGCCCCGGCCUGACCCGGAGUGCCGUGGCCUCUCUCCGGCCCGGCCCGGUCGGGAGCCUCCGGAGGGAGCGGCUCCGGCUGCCGAGAGCGCAGGCCCGGCCAUGACCGACUUUAAAUUGGGCAUCGUGCGGCUCGGCCGGGUGGCCGGAAAGACCAAGUACACACUGAUAGAUGAGCAAGACAUACCACUGGUGGAGAGCUACUCUUUUGAGGCUCGAAUGGAAGUAGAUGCCGAUGGAAAUGGUGCUAAGAUAUUUGCAUAUGCCUUCGACAAAAACCGAGGAAGGGGCUCAGGCAGGCUUCUGCAUGAGCUGCUGUGGGAACGACACAGGGGAGGUGUGGCUCCCGGGUUUCAGGUGGUACAUCUCAAUGCUGUGACUGUGGACAAUCGUCUGGACAACUUGCAGUUAAUACCAUGGGGCUGGCGACCCAAAGCUGAAGAGACCUCCAGCAAGCAAAGGGAGCAAAGCUUAUACUGGCUUGCAAUCCAGCAGCUUCCCACGGACCCUAUAGAAGAACAGUUCCCUGUCCUGAAUGUGACCCGGUACUAUAAUGCCAAUGGAGAUGUGGUGGAAGAGGAAGAGAAUUCCUGUACCUACUAUGAGUGUCACUAUCCUCCUUGUACAGUGAUUGAGAAGCAGCUUCGGGAGUUCAGUAUCUGUGGGCGUUGCCAGGUGGCUCGAUAUUGUGGCUCUCAGUGCCAGCAGAAGGACUGGCCUGCCCACAAGAAGCACUGUCGGGAGAGGAAGCGUCCUUUUCAGCAUGAGCUUGAGCCAGAGCGAUGACGGGCUGAAGAGCUGCCACUGCUGCAGGUUCAAGGUUUCCAGCUCGUAAUGAGCACAGUGGAAGAUAGACUGGCAGUUGAACCUGGAGGUGCCAAAGAAGCCAGCAAUGGAUCCAGAGCAGCUGCCAUAAGACCUCACAGCAACAUGAAGCCUGUGGGGACAGUGCCCCUCCAGUGUUCACCCCCAGCAGAGACAACGGGAGGCUCCCUAGGACCUUUCUCAUUAUUUAUAUGUUAAUAUGUU